Molecule: messenger RNA, 717 nt
Organism: Hevea brasiliensis (rubber tree)
Lineage: Eukaryota; Viridiplantae; Streptophyta; Magnoliopsida; Malpighiales; Euphorbiaceae
Product: lysine histidine transporter-like 6
Exons: 4
Coding region: 1-717 (238 amino acids)
Cellular component (GO): plasma membrane
Source: RefSeq, a predicted model, not a curated record
AUGAACCCUCGCAGUCGAUUGGGUAGCACGAUCAGUACACUGGCAAAUGGGUGGAGGAAGUUAGUUACUCCAUCCACGAAACAACAGAAAGAACUCACAGCGAAGCGCUUUGCUGUUAUGGUUAUGGGAGGGCUGCUGCAAGAAAAACAUAGAAAUCAGCUUUUGGAAGGUGAUCCCGCUUGCAGAGCCAAAUGGUGGUACUCAACUUUCCACACUGUCACAGCCAUGAUAGGUGUAGUUGUUCUGAGUCUUCCCUCUGCCAAGGCUUACUUAGGCUGGGGUCCAGGAACAAUGGUUCUGGUGUUAUCUUGGUGCUUGACCCUGAACACAAUGUGGCAAAUGAUACAGCUGCACGAAUGUGUUCCUGGGACUCGCAUUGAUCGCUACAUCGACCUUGGUAGACAUGCUUUUGGGCCAAAACUGGGGCCAUGGAUUGUACUGCCUCAGCAGUUGAUUGUUCAAGUUGGGUUUGAUAUUGUGUACAUGGUCACUGGAGGGAAGUGUCUAAAGAAGUUCAUGGAGAUGGCCUGCGCCACUUGCACACCAAUCAGGCAAUCUUACUUAAUAUUUGGUUGUAUUAACUUCUUCCUGUCUCAGCUUCCCAAUUUCAAUUCUGUGGCUGGUGUUUCAUUUGCAGCAGUAAUCAUGUCCCUCAGGUACUCAUUCUUGACCUACAAGAACUGUAUUAGUGUCUCUGCCCACAAUGUGAAAACAUGA